Trypanosoma theileri is the source of this 522-nucleotide messenger RNA. RefSeq names its product RNA-editing complex protein. The transcript has a single exon. Lineage: Eukaryota; Euglenozoa; Kinetoplastea; Trypanosomatida; Trypanosomatidae. The record is from RefSeq and is a predicted model, not a curated record. The coding region runs from base 1 to 522 and encodes 173 amino acids.
AUGUUUUUUCCAACUUUAAAGUGUCUUUUAAUUCGUCCAUUAAAUCGAGUGACUCUGGUUGGUGCUCUGCAUGAUGUCCAUACCGGUUUCCUCGGCCAAACUAGUGUUUUUCAGUUUACACUUACCUGCACUUUCCUCGACCUUAAAACGUCUGAUUCCAUCACCACUUCCAACUCCACUACCACUACAAAGUCAUCUCAGUUAUUAUCCACACUAGGAACAGGAACAUCAACAGGAGGAGAACAAAUAGUGAAGGAACAGUACACAGUUCGUUGCUUGGGUGAUGAGGCGUACACCGAUGCCUUGAAGAAUGUACUGGAUGAUGGUUCUAUUGUGCAGGUGAUUGGACGAUUGAAAACCUCUGAAGUUAUGGAUGGUAGUAAACGACAAAUGUUUCCAUGUGUGUUAGUUGAACAGGGCCGUUGGAGCAGUGUUUCGCUGUUGUACUCUAUCAGGAAACAGCGGCGCGACUGGCAACUCCAGAAGGCUCUCGAAGAAGCAUCUGCUGCGGAAAAGUCCUAG